AGUAUAUAUACACCUGAGCCUCGUUACUUUGGAUGAGCAAGUCCUGAGACCGGCACACUAUUCAUCAGACAGAAUACCAAGAAUUUUGUAACCAUGGCAUUCCGACUGAUUGCUCUCCUUUGCCUAGCCUCAGUUCUCUGCAGCUACUCAGAAGCAAACGCCGAUGCAGCAGUGGACUGUUGUCUGACCACUAAAAACAAAGAAAUUCCAAACCGAAUAGUGAAAUCCUUCAAGAUACAGACAGUCGAGGGAGGUUGCAUGAUCUCUGCAACUGUAUUCACCACUAAAAGGGGAUUCAAACUGUGUGCACCCCCAGCACACGAAAGCCACUGGGUAGAAAAACUCAUCAAAAAGCUGCAGAAGAAGAAUGGUAAAUCCAAGAGAACUGCGCGCGGAGCAUAAAUAACAGCACUCAGCAUUCUCGACCCACGCCAAGCAUAUCGGCACAUCCUCCCGCGAUGAGGCCUAAAUUAUUAACCAGGAACUGCUGUUGAGUUUGCAUUCAGGCCAUCAUUUGUACGGCUGAAUGACGUUACGACAAUAAACAGUCUCUUAACACACCUGAUAAUAAGCUACUGUACUAUAGUUCAUAAUCUUGCUGUCAUUUCUUCAGGCAUGUUAUCUUCUGCAUAACAGAAUGAAAGAUUUACAUGCUGCAUGUCAUGUAUCUGUUUCCAUUGUGUUAAAAUACUGUAUGUAAAUAAUGAUUAUCAUAAUGUGAUUUUUUUUUAAUAAAAACAAUAUUAAUGGUAAAUUUAA
Paramormyrops kingsleyae is the source of this 759-nucleotide messenger RNA. Its product is annotated as C-C motif chemokine 19-like. NCBI's taxonomy places the organism in Eukaryota, Metazoa, Chordata, Actinopteri, Osteoglossiformes, Mormyridae. The record is from RefSeq and is a predicted model, not a curated record. Gene Ontology annotation, cellular component: extracellular region. Gene Ontology annotation, molecular function: chemokine activity. Gene Ontology annotation, biological process: immune response.